Chenopodium quinoa (quinoa) is the source of this 444-nucleotide messenger RNA. RefSeq names its product acidic leucine-rich nuclear phosphoprotein 32 family member B-like. Bases 1 to 444 code for a protein of 147 amino acids. The transcript has 2 exons. The record is from RefSeq and is a predicted model, not a curated record. NCBI's taxonomy places the organism in Eukaryota, Viridiplantae, Streptophyta, Magnoliopsida, Caryophyllales, Amaranthaceae.
AUGGGUGACCGAGACGUGACUGAGGUUAAAGGGCAUCUUGCAAAGGUGUACUCAGAGUUAGACGAAAUCAAUGCACAGGAGAAGAUGAAGUUAGAAGAACUAGCUAAGAUGACAACAUUACAUACGGCAGAGCUAGAAGAAGCGAGGAGUGAAAUUCACGCAAUCCGUUCCACGCCAGGUUAUGCCGUUGGAAAUGAGCAACCUGAUGAGAGGAUUACCGAGGAGGACAGGGGUGGUGCUGUAGCUAUUUGUGGUGCUGAUGCUGGUAAUGGUGAUGAGGAUAUGGAGGAUCAGAAUCAAGACGGAAAUGCUGAUGCUGAGGAUGAAGAUGAUGAGGACGAGGACUACGACGAUGAAGAUGAUGAGGACUACGACGCUGAAUAUGCUGAGAAUGAGGAAGAUUCAGAAGAUGAAGAUGAUGAGGAUGAGGAAGAUGCAGAAUGA